This is a messenger RNA of Phascolarctos cinereus (koala), 1642 nucleotides long. RefSeq names its product urocortin 3 (gene UCN3). Gene Ontology annotation, cellular component: extracellular region. Gene Ontology annotation, biological process: digestion; cellular response to nutrient levels; adenylate cyclase-activating G protein-coupled receptor signaling pathway. Lineage: Eukaryota; Metazoa; Chordata; Mammalia; Diprotodontia; Phascolarctidae. Gene Ontology annotation, molecular function: corticotropin-releasing hormone receptor 2 binding; hormone activity. The record is from RefSeq and is a predicted model, not a curated record.
CACUUGAGGACCUAGAGGGCCACCUGUGACCUUGAGGCCACAGGUUCCCCACCCCUGAAAACAAAAAGAAGAAACAGGGGAGUAGUUUGGGAAACAUCACAAUCCUGGCACAGUCAUGAUUUCAUGGACUUCAAUUACCCAGACAUCUACAUCUGACUCCUCUAGAGAAGGGUAAUGAAGAACCUUAACCAUGACAUUUGAGGAUUAGUUGAAGACAUUUAGUUUCUUUAUCCUGAAGGAGAGGACUCAGGGAACACAUAGACUUUUUAAAGCAUUUGAAAGGCAGUCAUGUGCAGGAGGUGUUUGUCCCCAAAAGGAUGAAAUAGGAGCAAUAUGUUGCAAUGAGAUAAUUUUGGCUUGAAGGCAAGGAUCCAUGACCGUAACAAUCAACUAGUUCCCAGGAUUUCAUACUGUAAACAAUUUCUACUGCCUCUGCACAGUGUUCUACUUGUAGGUGGUGGAGCAGUGGUGCCCAUGGAAGGAAGGUUCCUGCUAAGUAGUUGAACAGUCUGGACUCUUGUGAUGUCCCUGGAACCUCUUAUCUCUAUCCUCUUAUUUACCUCCACAAUCUGCACAGAUGGUCAAAGCACAGCUGUCCAAUUUGCUUAGGAGUGGUACACAUCAAACACACACCAGCCUCCAAUUCUUCAGGGCAGAAUGCUGCUUUCUGCUCAAUUUCUGUUCCUACUGCUACUUCUAGGAACCUCAGGAACAGGCAGCUCCCACAAGCUCUACCAGACAGAGUCCAUCUUCAGCUGUAUUAAUACAGCUUUAUCUGGGGCUAAGAGUCAGCUAGGUGAUGACUCCUCACUGAGCAAGAGGAGCUUUGGUUACAUUCCCAGUGAGGAACUAUCAUCUGAGGAGGAAGCCAAAGAGGAGAAAGAAGAAGAUGAAAAGGACAAGGAAAAAAGAACUUUAUCUGGGGGUAAUGGUGGGAUUGGGGCAGGGAUUGAGGGUACCAGGUAUAAGUACCAGUCACAGGCACAACUAACAAGAAAGCUCUACCAGAACAAGGCCCAGAGUGAUCGACACACUAAGUUCACCCUGUCCCUGGAUGUCCCUACCAACAUUAUGAACAUCCUCUUCAACAUAGCCAAGGCCAAGAGCUUGAAGGCCAAAGCAGCUGCCAAUGCUCACCUUAUGGCACAAAUUGGGCGAAGAAAAUAAAGAUGCUUCUAGAGGUAGUCUAGUAGAAGCUGUAGGGAGUGAGAGUCAUGAUAUUUAGAGAGUCUGAGCAUGUCUUUAUGGUGAGGGGAGAAGAAGGGUUGGGUAAUCUAAUUGGUGUUUGUGGUUAGGACCUACCCCUGAUUAAUCUAUGGCACUUAUUCCCUCCUAGCUCUGCCUAGUGACUACCUUUUCUCUGUACAUAUAAACAAAAUUGUGUUUUUUAAACUUUAAAAGUCCCAGUUGCUGAUGGCUCUUACAACCUGCUAUGUUCCCUUCCUCCAUCCCUCUGACUUUAGGCAAAGUUAAUGUUUCCCUUUUCUCUGAGCCUUUCCCAUUUGAGCCCUUAUCUAUGAAGAGAACUGCCAAGGUUUGUCUCUUUCUUGCCCUUCCCUACACCUACAUCCUUCUGACUUUUCACUGUCUUUCAUCCAAAUCCCCAUUCCCCAUACAUUAAAAUCAAUAUAUCUUGAAAUCA